AUGCAAUUGAAGCCCAUCAACGCCUUGACAACAACGCUCAUGUUCGGCUUUGCACUGAUCGUCGUCUUCCUCACAGGCUUUCUUGAGUUCCCAUCCGCCAAAUUCUUAAUCCCGUCGCCCAAAGACUCGAUUACCUUAACCCCGUCAAAUUCGUCCCCAGACCCCUUCAAAGACUUGUUCCAAGCUUUCAAGAACUGGGAUUCGCAGGUGGGAUGUUCCGAAUUCCGAGGAAAACACGAGGAUUUGCUGAAAAAUGGGUCAAAGAUCGCGUCUUUACAGAAUGCCGAUGGUGAGAUCAGGUGCGGCGAGUUGCAGAUGAAGCACGUCAGUGUUCUGGUCAAAGGGUGGACUUGGAUUCCGGACAACAUGGAUAAUCUGUACAGCUGUAGAUGUGGGCUGAGCUGCUUGUGGACUAAAUCUCAAGUUAUCGCUGAUAAUCCUGAUGCACUGUUGUUCGAAACUACGACUCCUCCGUUUCAGAGACUAGCAGGUCACCCGCUUCGUGUAUAUAUGGAUCUUGAAGCUGGCAGGAAAAGGUCAGGCUAUGAGGACAUUUUUAUCAGCUAUCAUGCCAAAGACGAUGUUCAGUCCACUUAUGCCGGGGCCCUCUUUCACAACAACCGCAAUUACCACUUAUCUCCUAUUAAGAACAAUGAGACACUCGUCUACUGGUCCUCUUCACGGUGUCUACCUGAAAGAAACAAGCUAGCCAAGAAGCUGCUUGGCUUACUCCCGACCCACUCUUUCGGCAAGUGCCUGAACAAUGUGGGGGGGCCCAACCGAGCCCUCUCCUUUUACCCAAAGUGCAAAAAGGACCCGAAAGAGGCACCUAAGUGGUGGGAUCACCUCCACUGUGCCAUGUCCCACUACAAAUUCGUCCUCGCCAUCGAGAACACAAUGACCGAGAGCUACGUGACCGAGAAACUCUUCUACGCUCUUGACUCGGGGGCCGUUCCCAUUUAUUUCGGGGCCCCCAACGUGUGGGAUUUUGUGCCGCCUCAUUCGAUCAUAGACGGGACCCGGUUUGGGUCGUUGGAUGAAUUGGCUUCUUAUGUUAAGUCAUUGGCGAACGACCCUGUGGCGUAUGCUGAGUACCAUGCUUGGAGAAGGUGUGGGGUUUUGGGUAAUUAUCGGGAGACGAGGGCUGCCAGCCUGGACACAUUGGCUUGCAGGGUUUGUGAAGCCGUGAGCAGGAAAAACGGGAGGAAUGCGAAAGCUUCGUGA
Striga hermonthica is the source of this 1224-nucleotide messenger RNA. Lineage: Eukaryota; Viridiplantae; Streptophyta; Magnoliopsida; Lamiales; Orobanchaceae. The record is from the annotation of a GenBank genome assembly.